Molecule: messenger RNA, 2405 nt
Organism: Hyalella azteca
Lineage: Eukaryota; Metazoa; Arthropoda; Malacostraca; Amphipoda; Hyalellidae
Product: protein white
Exons: 10
Coding region: 159-2093 (644 amino acids)
Biological process (GO): transmembrane transport
Cellular component (GO): plasma membrane
Molecular function (GO): ATP binding; ATP hydrolysis activity; ABC-type transporter activity
Source: RefSeq, a predicted model, not a curated record
UAAAUCCUUGAAUAAUUCAUCUAAUUCCAUAAUAAGUUCCUUUGAUCUUUAAUUCAAUUGUGCUUCGAUAUUUCAAUUGGACCUGCUAGCUCGUAACUUCGGGACCGAAAUUCAUUAUUUUCAUCGAAAUUCGAUAUUUUCACCCAACUCGACGAGCCAUGAACGGUCAGACUGAGGCCGCUAACGGGCGCUCGAGCAGCCCGUGCGAGGGCAGCAGCAGCAGCGGGGGCGACGGCGACGGGCAGCUGACGUACUCGUGGCGCGACGUCAACGUCUACGUCACCAGGAAGGAGAAGACGUCCGUCAGGCUCACUAAACUCGCAUGCAGGAGCAGCGAGAAACCGCAGGAGCGACGUAUUCUGAAUAAUGUAAACGGCGUGUGUCGCCCUGGCGAACUGCUGGCCGUGAUGGGUGCGUCAGGUGCUGGAAAAACAACGUUAUUGAACGUCCUAACGCACCGUAAUAACGACAAGGUGCGCGUGACAGGCGACCUGCACGUCAACGGUCGCCCUGUACACCCCGACAGCCUGACGAGCCUAUCGGCCUACGUGCAACAAGACGACCUCUUCAUAGGCCUACUAACUGUACGAGAACAGCUUAUAUUCCAAGCCAUGUUGCGCAUGGACCGCGACAUUACCCUCGAACAGAGGGUAAUGAGGGUAGAAGAGGUUAUCAUGGAGCUCGGACUCACAAAAUGUGCCUUCACAAAAAUAGGAGUUCCUGGCAGGAUUAAAGGAAUCUCAGGAGGGGAAAUGAAGAGGUUAGCAUUCGCUUGUGAGGUACUCACGAACCCACCAUUGAUGUUUUGUGAUGAACCCACCAGUGGGUUGGACUCAUUCAUGGCCCAGGCUGUGGUGGGUGUGAUGAAGAUGAUGGCAGAGCGUGGCAAGACCAUCAUUGCUACCAUUCAUCAGCCCAGCUCUGAGGUGUACGCCAUGUUUGACCGCGUCCUGCUCAUGGCUGAAGGACGCGUCGCGUUCCUGGGGGAUGCUGAUGCUGCUUAUCUCUUCUUCAGCCGGGUGGGGUUGCCCUGUCCCCCCAACUACAACCCCGCUGACUUCUUCAUCUCAACUCUGGCCAUCCAACCCGGGAAGGACGAAGCCUGUCGUGCGGCCAUUGCCACGCUGUGCGACGAGUUCGCUUCUUCCCAUGAUGGACAGAUGGUGGCCCAGGCCAUUGAGGACAACAUGGUCGCUGACGAGUCUGGGUUCCCGUACUCACCCCUGGAGGAGGCGCGGGUGAGGCGCUCCCCCUACAGGGCGCGCUGGUUGACCCAGUUUAGGUGGGUCAUGUGGAGGUCAUGGCUUGAGGUCACCAGGGAACCCACGCUCAUCAAAGUCCGCUUCUUCCAAGUCUUCCUGAUAGCCGUGCUGCUGGGUAUCAUCUACUUCCAACAAACACCAUCACAGGACAGCGUCACUAACAUCAACGGCGCCAUCUUUCUGCUCCUCACCAACAUGACCUUCCAGAACGUCUUCGGCGUCAUCAACACUUUCUGCGUGCAAGUACCGGUGUUCCUGCGUGAACAUCUCAACGGAAUGUAUCGCACGGAUGUUUAUUUCCUGGCCAAGACUCUGGCCGAACUUCCCUUCUACAUCGCCUUGCCCUUCAUGUUCUCCAUCAUCGCCUACUACAUGGUCGGCUUCGGGGGCAACAUCGUCAACUUCUUCACAUGUGCCGCCAUCGUCGUGCUGGUUGCCAACAUCUCAACAUCGUUCGGUUACAUGAUCUCGUGCGUGUCACGCAACCUCAACAUGGCGCUGGCCCUGGCGGUUCCCCUCGUCAUUCCCCUCAUGCUUUUCGGUGGCUUCUUCCUCAACAACGGCUCGACGCCUGAUUGGCUGGCGUGGGUGCGGUACGCCUCUUGGUUCAGCUACGGGAAUGAAGCGCUCUUAAUCAAUCAGUGGCGGUCGGUGGAAUCAAUUCCUGCUUCUGGGAAUCGUACGAGAUUCCCGAACGGCGAGGCGGUGCUGCGAUUCCUGAAUUACCAGGAUGGCAGCAUCGGCGUGGACGUGUGUUGCCUUUGUCUGUUACUGAUCCUAUACAGGACUCUGGCCUUCCUAGGCCUCCUGUCGAAAACUUUUCGACGAUAAAAGCGAUAAAAAUCACGGCAAAGUGCAUUUACUUUCCUGCCACAUGUGCUUACUUUCUGCCGAUGACAUGGAGCAAAAUUCCUAUCAAAUGUUCUUACGUUAAAGCUAUAGGUAUACUUUCCAACCACAUCUUACUGUCCAGUGCUACGUGUACUUACUUUCUCUCACAUCCAAGUACUUUCCUUUGACAUCUACUUACUUUCCAGCUAGAUUUUCCUGCCACAUGUACCUACUUUCGUGUCACAGGUUUUUCUUUCCUGUUACAUGUAUUUACAUUCCUGCCUUGUUUUUGAAAUAUAGUUUUACAGCGUU